Thermothelomyces thermophilus ATCC 42464 is the source of this 1598-nucleotide messenger RNA. RefSeq lists its product as uncharacterized. Gene Ontology annotation, molecular function: oxysterol binding. Lineage: Eukaryota; Fungi; Ascomycota; Sordariomycetes; Sordariales; Chaetomiaceae. The record is from RefSeq and is a predicted model, not a curated record. Gene Ontology annotation, cellular component: cytosol; intracellular membrane-bounded organelle; membrane. Gene Ontology annotation, biological process: maintenance of cell polarity; exocytosis; endocytosis. Bases 172 to 1578 code for a protein of 468 amino acids. The transcript is spliced from 2 exons.
CUUGUAUUAAUUAUUAAGUGAAACUGUAUAUACUGCAUAAAUAAUCCAUACCCGUGGCUUUCUCUUUGAUCUUAAUUAUUACAUUUAGCAUCGUCACUCCUGUUCGACGCAUCACCCUACCACCGCUUCGCAGUUGCACUGCUUAGUACAACAACGAAUCAACCGCAAAUCAUGGACAGCAGGAGCUUUUCCUCACGCUUGCGCGAGCUUGUCAAGUUCCUCAGCACCGUCAAAGGCGACCUCGCCAACGUGACCGGACCCCCAUCGCUCCUGGCGCCGCUCUCGGUUGUCGAAGUAGGCCGCUUCUGGGCCGAGCGGCCAUCCGUCCUCGCCGCGCCCGCUCGGGAGCCCAAGCCCGAGAAGCGGGCGCUGCUGGUGCUCCGCUGGUUCCUCAUUGCCCUGCGCGGCCAGCUCUACGUCGGCGUCGACCUUAAUAACAACCACAACCAUGACCACAACCACAACCACAACCAGAACAACAACAACAACGGCAAGAAGACUCCGACGAGCAGCACGUCCAUCCGUAAGCCGCUCAAUGCCUUCCUGGGCGAGCUCUUCCUUGCGAGCUGGACCGACGAGACCAAGGGGACGACCACGACGACGACGCGGCUGGUGGCCGAGCAGGUGUCGCACCACCCGCCCAUCACGGCCAUGCACGUAUCGUGCGACGACGACAGCGAGGGGGGCGGCGAGGGGCUGGUGCGCGCGGACGGGUACGCGCGGGUCGAGAUGGUGUUUGGCGGGGUCAGCGCGGGCCUGCAGAUCCGGCAGGUCGGGCACGCGACGGUGCGGGUCGACCGGUACGGCGAGGACUACCUGAUCCCGCUGCCCGACGUGCGCGUGCGCGGCUUCCUGGCCGGCUGCCUGUACCCCGAGAUCGCGGGCGUCUACCACAUCGUCGGCAGCAACGGCUUCCGCGUCGAGAUGAAGUUCUGGGGCGAGGGCUUCAUCCGCGGCAAGAGGAACUCGUUCGAGGCGAGGGUGUACCGCGACGAGGAGGAGGAGGAAGAGGAGGAGGAGGAAGAAGAAGGGGAGGAUGAGGACGAGAGCCAGAACAAGGAGAACAACAACAACAAGAAGAAGAACAAGGAAAAGAAGAGGAUCCGGGUGGUCUACUACGAGGUGGCCGGGUGCUGGAGCGAGGGGUGGACGGUCAAGGACGGGCGGACGGGCGAGCUGGUCGAGGUGUACCGGGUGGACGGGCCCGAGAACGGGCCGGCGCGGAUGGAGAUGGAGCCGGUCGAGAAGCAGGACCCGUGGGAGUCGCGGCGGGCCUGGGCGGGCGUGCUGCGCGGGCUCGCGGCGGGCGACAUGAGGUCGGUGGUGGCCGAGAAGACCAAGAUCGAGCAGGCGCAGCGGCAGAUGCGCGCGACCGAGGCGGCCAGGGGCCUCGUUUGGGAACCGCUCUUCUUCAACUCAUACCCGUCCGACGACCACCCCGUCUUCCACCGCCUGUCACAGGGUCUGGGCUGGCAGCUGCAUGCCGACAAGACCAAGGGUGUCUGGAAGUUGGACGAUGGCCGGCUCAAGAGGAUACAGCGUCCAUUCCGGGGCGAUAUCACCCCGUUCGGAUACUGAUCAUGCCUCCGCUCGUCCAU